Eimeria mitis is the source of this 480-nucleotide messenger RNA. RefSeq lists its product as uncharacterized. The transcript is spliced from 3 exons. Bases 1 to 480 code for a protein of 159 amino acids. The record is from RefSeq and is a predicted model, not a curated record. Lineage: Eukaryota; Apicomplexa; Conoidasida; Eucoccidiorida; Eimeriidae.
AUGGCCAAUCACUCUGCCCGAGAUGUUCGGUGCGGGCAUUCUUCACACUCAUUUUACGGGACGGCAGAAGCAGAGGAAAGAGGCGCCUAUGGCAAUGGAGGGGCAUCAGGAAUGGCGCAUCGAAGACAAGCGGGCAGUGGGUGGACAAGGGAAACGCCCGAGGGAUUUGACCUAGAAGAGGACUGUUUGUACUUGGAACAAGAAUACGGGUCUGGACUACUUGGAAGUUUAUUUGAGCUCGGUAUAGGUCCGGAAAGUGCGAGGGAGGAACUAUUGGCUGUGCUUAAUCAGACUACAGCAACAUUUGAACCGGAUGCGGAACCGUGGCAGUUGGUGCUACCUUCUCACUGCAACUGUCUAGAAGCCGCCAGUAUAGAAGGAAUAUGUGAAUAUGGGCAUGCCACUGGACUGCGCUGCCUCCGCGAGUCCGUAGUGCUGAAAAUGCUCCGGCUGUUUUCGCUUUUUGAAACGCUCAACUAG